UCUCAUCUCAAUCUCAUCUCAAUCUCAUCUCAAUCUCAUCUCAAUCUCAUCUCAAUCUCAAUCUCAAUCUCAAUCUCAUCUCAAUCUCAUCUUAAUCUCAUCUUAUUCUCAUCUCAAUUCUCUGUCAGUCGGUGAAGAUAAUUUCUAAUUAUUGAAUUAAUAUAUCUCAGAAGUAAGUGAGCAAUUUGACUUGUGCUUGUAGUUCCCUCAAUUUCCGCUGUGUCUGUGUAGUUAAGAACCUUGUUGAGUCGAUUUUAUUUCUCUCCUUCUCUCCAAACACUACCAGGAGUUUCAGUUGAUUCAGUUGAUCAAAAACAACAAUCUGUUGAUGAUUUGGAGCAAUCUUAGGUCAUGUUUAUAAGUAGUAAAUCAAAUUUCUUUUUAGUCGAUAUGUGUCAAAGGAUGAAACAUGGAUCCAUCAUUCCACUUCCGAAUCCAAAUCAUCAGUCAGCGAGGAAGCUUAUGGCUUCAGUAUUUUGGGAUACAUUUUCAUCGAUUAUCUUGAGAAAGAAAAAACAAUCAACAAGUGAAUAUAACACAGCGUUGUUAAAUUGUUUGAAUGCAAACCUCGAAGAAAAAAGACCUCACAGAAGAAAAAAACCACUGGUUCAUCAAGACGAUUCACAAGUCGAUGCCUUCGAACUAGAAGACCAAAAUUGGAGAAAUUCAACAGCGCUGAAAAAAACAACGUUUAAAACUCUAGUUUAAAGUCACAAUGAAUGAAGAGAAAUAAAACCUUUUUUAAUCUACCUAGUGGUGUAAUGAUGCCUUUCUCAUAUUACAUCACUAGAAGAUUCUGUCAAGAUUUUUUAGCAAACUUGAAUAAAAUCAAAAACUUUCUUUGGUAUAAACUACCGUCAUUUUCAAUUCGCAAACAGUUAUGCCAAGUUAAUAUAGAUUUAAAUGUGGCAACCCUGCACGCUAUACAAAAUUGAACAAAGCACGCUGUGUGCUAGGCGGUGGUGUUUUCUUCUUCCAAACCAGCACGUCCGAUGUGUACCGAUUUUGCAUCAUUCUCACCCUUAUUCUGAAUAAUGAGGUAUUGAUUUUUCGAUCGAAUGUAAUUCGAUCGAAUCCUAGCUACCUUUGAUUUUGCUAGCGUUAUUAGGAAUACAAAUGAAAUACGAUUGUAAAAUCGAUACGACGUUAUUCAGAAUAAGGGCGUCUGUAUGACAGUUCGAAAGUUUUUAUGCUGAUUGCCCUAUAAUUUCGGAACCGGAGGUCGGAUCUGGGUGAAAUUGCACAGUAUUUUUUAAGACACUGAAACCUUUAAUUUGAAUUAUGAUUUGUGGAAAUCGGUUUACCCGUGGCUGAGAAAUCGAAGUGAGGUCCGUUUUUGGAGCUUUCCUUGACUAUUACCAGUGCGUUCGGAAGCGGAAACCGGGCACUAGUAAUCCCAAAGAAGAUUUAUAUAUCCACCAACUAACAAGGUCUGUCAGUCAGAUGAAUUUACCAUUAAAUUUUAUAAAAAUGUUCACCUCGUGUCGCCAUCGCUGGUGGAAAAAUUGGAAAUUUUUAUUAAUCGCACUGUAAUACCAGAAUCGGAAGUCGGAUUGUAGAUUUUUUAAAGAUUUUUAGGACCGUUCAUUUGUAUUUUAGUUUGUACAAAUUAGUUGAGAAAUUUCCGAGAAAAUUGAGUGCGCGUUUUCUCAUAAAUUUGCGCAUUUUCUCAUAGAUUUGCCUUGUAAUUCCAAAACCGGAAGUCGGAUCGGGAUAAAAUUCAAUAGCGAUCUAUAGGCCUCGGUUCAAAAGUCGGUCGGCACAGUGACUGUAUAAUCUUACUAUAUGAGAAAGGCAAAAAUACAAAUUCAAACCUCUCAUAAUUGGUUAAUCUCGGUUCCAUCGAGUGUUUAAAAUUUGAAACAGAUCAAGCACUUCAAAACACGCUUCUUUCCUAUUAUUCGAACAAGGAUGUCCAGUGUUUCAAGCCGUGACCCAAAACGUUCCAAAAAAGUUUCAAUCGAAAAACUUGUGUCAAUCGUAGCAAGCGCGUAUUUUUUGUUUUGUUUCUGUAAACAGUUCGCAAACCAUAAAAACAAACUUUCCAUUUAAAAAGUGCACCCAAACAGCGGUAGCAGCAGCAGCAGCAUCGUCGACGACAAAAUGUUUCACCGCAUUCAGAAAUUGCUUCUGCUGGGUGAAUACCGCUGGGUAAGUUGCGGUGCGGAACAGAUGCUGAUUGAAGGGCCCUUCGUGCAGGUUGAUCGUUGCGGUUACGGCAUCCGUGCGGUUGAGUUGGGUCUCACGGAAGAUUGUCUGUUUGUAGCAGCCGAUGAUUUCAUCGUAAACACACGUAUUGAACCGAGCCGGAAGGCAGAUUCGGAUCCAGAAUUGGACUGCCUUGAAAUGCUCUGCAUUUUACCGUUGCGAUUUGUCAAAUUAAAGAUACUGCGUUGCCCAAGUGAAAAACGAGAACUGCUACGCGUAACUCUGGUGACGGGACGAUGUUUGCUUUUCGAAUUUAGUGGUGGCAUGCUGCGACCAUUUCUCGUUAACCUGUGGCGAGAUCGUAUUAGGGAAUUCAAAAAUAGUCGCCAAUCAAGACGAAUUGAAAACAAGGUUACGGAAUCGAACGACACCAUUCAACUGCCGGAAAAUCUACGCCUGUUUUUGGAGUGUAGUUCCAGUUCGAGGGCAACAACGGAUGUGGAAUCAUGCGUGUACAAGUGGGAACGACGUCACAAAACGCGAGAAAAGCGACGGUUUGCCGCAAAAUUGGCAACAUCGUUGUCGAUACUGUACAACAGCAGUGCAGAAACGGGCCUAGAUGAAGAAAUGCGAACUGACAGCAGCGACAAAUAAAUCGUACAAUUAGUGUAAUUGAAUAUUGUUUUCUUAUGGCGUUUUCGUUUUUAAUUUGCACUACACCGGUGCAGUGCUACACUGAGGCAUGCAUAAACGAACAAAACUGACGAAAACAUAAACAGUAACCAUUGACUACAAUAAACGAUUCCAUUGCACAGAGCUACACCAAACUUUUGAUGAGUGCUACACCAGUGGUAUCGGUGCAGAAAAAGUGUAGCACUGGUGUAGUGCAAUUGGCAAAAACGAACGGUUUAGGUGCAGCUUUCGCUACACCGGUGUAGUGCAAUUUAAAAACGAAAACGACAUUAGUUCGUGUUCGUGUCACUUCCCGUCUCGUGCUGACGUUCUGUGUGUGCAACAGUCUGUCUGUGAUGUAUCGCGCGCCUCAUGCGAUCCAAGCUGACAGCUUGUUGCGCUUCAAAUAUCCGAGGGGGUUUGUUUCCAAAGCUACGAGAACUAACUUUUGCCAUUUACUCGCUGUUUUUUAUUGCAUGUGUACUACGACGACGCCCUCAGGGUGCCAGGUUAUGUUGAACGAUCUAAUUUUAUUAUCAUCGACAACAUGCAAGAAUUAUGGGCUCCCCCUUUUCCGCGUGCAACUUUUAGUUGUUUUGCAAUUUCAAACAAGUUUGAAUCCGUCAGUGAGGGGGUGGGUGUUAACAGAAGCAGAGGAUAAUUCUGGAGGAAGAACGAAAAACCGGUAUGCUGGUAUUGUUUGUUCCGGAGUUGUAGUUGCCGAGAAACUUACAAAUUACUGAAUAAUACAACUGGCUUUGAUCAGUGGAGGAAAUUUACUGUUUGAAUAACAGAAAGUUUUCAGUGGCUCUGAGUAACAGAGCGCUAGUUUUUUUUUGUUGUGUUUCGUUUCCAAAAUGUGGGUGCAUAGCAGUUCUAAUUUAUCUGCUAGUGUUAUUUAGCAGUUCAACUUUAACUUCGUACGGUAAUAUACCUACACUUUUCGAUUUAAUUUUGAAAAAAAACUUAACAAAGUGAACAAUUUUAAUCACUUUCUUCGCUGAAACGAAAAUGACACGAGAAAACUAGAGUUCGAAGGGCUUUCGGAGAGAAACUUUUCCUGCAAAAUCUCAACUACCCCUCUCCGAAUCAGAAAAGUUAUCCAAUUAAACACCCACCGCCUUGUCGAUGAAUUUCGCAUCGCAUGCAACAUGAUCCAAAUUGCCAGUUUACGAGUUUGACAUUUGCUCAAGCCCCGAAACUAGUAACUUCCGUGGGAAAGUAAACUGUAGUGUAGUAAGCACUGUAAAAAAAAAUGCAGCUAAACUCAUUCUGACAUGUGCUCCUGCUUCAAGUAUUCGGGCGGACGUUCCGGACCCUCCCUCCAAUCCCGACAUUCCACAAGAACCACAGCUCAUAUUUCCGAGCAUGGCAUGUUCACAUUCCAAUUGAAAUAUAAAUAUGUACGUGUAUAGCGUUUUGCUCGUCAUUCAUUUUUUUGUUGCUUGCUCCUUCGAAUCGCUUGUUGCUCCAACACGCGAUUAGAAGCUCUGCAUGGACCUGUCCGGAACAGCGGGUAUCCUAGAAUUGAUUAUCAUUCUGCGUGAAUCUUAUUUUUAAAUGAAAAUCGUAGGCGUUGUGGAUUUCGCAAAACACUUGGCAUACAAAUUCUUGAAAUGGUGAAAUCGAUCGCAUACAGCAAUUACCGUCGACCUACUUAUCAACCGUGACCUCAGCUGGAGCCAAAUUACCGUGUGACUUCCGGAAAUUUAUGGUGCUGGAUAGCUACGCCCGUCCUUGCCUCUGUGUAGCAACCAGAGUCCCGAUUUUGUUCCAAGGAACUAACGUGGGACGAGACCGCCAUUGCUAACACACGACUUCCCAUUUUGUGCUCAUUAUGCAAAUAAGAUUUUAUGGCUGGUGUCGUCACCGAAAAUCAAGACCAUAAAAUGAAAAUGACUGUUGAUAAGAAGGCAAAAGUUUUCCGCUCUCACCUUGCCCGUGCCACCGUGCGUGGGUGCGGUCGGCAAAUGUUUGUUCCGACGUAUAGGCGCUAGCGUCGCACUGUCUAUUCACAUCGGUAAUUAUGAUCCAAAACAAAGUGUUUUAUUGCUCCAGAGCCCCAAACUGCGAUGUACUAUUUUGUCCCCGUUGGGAAAAGUCUUUCCCUAUUCCGAUUGCGUAUAUUUAGCAAGAAGAUAAACAAUCUAAGCGUGCUGAGAGUUUUGUGUCGCCUUUUUUGUUUUGCAGCCGCUCCAGGCUAAUCGUGUCGAAGCUUGCUUCGAUUCUGGUCAACUGUUACCAUUAAUAUAAAAAGUUUAGUGAUCCGAAUUUUGCGCGGGAAAUACCAGCUCGGUACAGUUCUCCCCCCCAACAUGUGUUGGUUGUUAUUUACGAAAUUAGUCAUUAACGAUCUUCGGUGUCGGUAUCAACGCUAUAUCGAAUCUCGGGGAACCAGAAACAAUCUUUGUUUUGGACAAUGUUUUCCAUUA
Messenger RNA from Malaya genurostris, 5252 nucleotides. RefSeq lists its product as uncharacterized. The record is from RefSeq and is a predicted model, not a curated record. The transcript has a single exon. Lineage: Eukaryota; Metazoa; Arthropoda; Insecta; Diptera; Culicidae. Bases 2104 to 2802 code for a protein of 232 amino acids.